Zophobas morio is the source of this 13544-nucleotide messenger RNA. It is a transcript of the gene Bruce, whose product is annotated as BIR repeat containing ubiquitin-conjugating enzyme. The record is from RefSeq and is a predicted model, not a curated record. Gene Ontology annotation, biological process: regulation of cytokinesis; apoptotic process. The transcript is spliced from 21 exons. Gene Ontology annotation, molecular function: ubiquitin-protein transferase activity. The coding region runs from base 243 to 13262 and encodes 4339 amino acids. NCBI's taxonomy places the organism in Eukaryota, Metazoa, Arthropoda, Insecta, Coleoptera, Tenebrionidae.
UCAAAGUUGUCUGUCAGUUUAGCAAAACAAUGCUGCUUACAUAAAGGCGCAGUGCAGCGAAAACUCUUUCAUUUAUUUCUUCUGAAGUCCCGGGAGUGACGUGCAAUCUAUUCGCUUCGAAAUUUUGGAAAAUUCUCGAUCCGAAGUUUCGCUGCUAACUUCACGCCGUGAAUGUGCUUGUCAGCUGUCACAACGGACCAGUUCUGCCAUUGACACUCAACUUCCACAAAUGGUGGUUUUCGAUGGCGCAAGAUGUGUUCAGCAAAAUGGCUGAGGAUCCUUGGUUAUUAAAUGAAGACGGCUACUUAAAUGCGGACACCGACAUCAAAGAGAUCAUCUACCACCCGACCCUGAACGUUAUCCUGAUAUGCACCAACAGUGGGAUCGUCCGAGUCCUGGACGUCAACUCGGGUGUUGUUCUCCAAUCCAGCUAUCUCUCAGCAAUAAACCAGAACGAAGUAACGUGCAAGUACAUUCCCGGUCAAGAUAGAGUGCUAUUUUGCGAUGGACAGGCCAUCGGAGUCAGGUCGGACUACAAUAGUGUUCUUUUACUCGACAGUAUUCUGCAGAAACCAGUAUCGGACGCGAAGAAGGAAAUCAAGCUGGAACUUCCCCUUUCAGAGGCCAUCAUCUUGAAGCAAAGCUUGACUUCGGCCAACGUUAGUGGAAUAGAACAUGUGAUAAACGAACUCACGGACGUGAUUCUCAACGCCCAGAAGCAGUCAAAGAAGGGCAUCAAAGCCCAAAAGUGGAACACGGUAUGCCUCCAACUCCCCCUAGACAUGCUCCAGAGCGCCGCGAUGAGCAGCGUUUCGGAACUACUACUAAAAAACCAACACACACCGGAACUGAGUGUUGCGUCAGCUGUGCAGGAACGUCUGUCUGAGCUAAGCGGUGAACAAGGAAGCGCUUCGGAUCGCAGAUCCAUGGCUAGCGAGGCUAAACGACGGGAGACGUUCUCGCACUGGCCGCACAUGGACUACAAAUGGGCCCUGCCCGACCAGAUGGCCCAGGCCGGCUUCUACCACCAGCCCAACGCGUCCGGCGACGACCGCGCCAUGUGCUUCACCUGCACCGUGUGCCUCGUCUGCUGGGAGCGCACCGACGAGCCCUGGAGCGAGCACGAGCGCCACUCCCCCAACUGUCCCUUCGUCAUGGGCGAGUACACCCAGAACGUGCCGCUGUCGGUGACGUACGCCACGAACCCGGCCAUCGACGCCACCUACCGCGGGGUCAACGUGCGCGUCCUCGGCACCUCGACCGUCAGCAGCCUGCUGCCGACGGCGAACGCCGAAGGCCUCAUCUCCGUCUUCGACAUCUCUGGCAAGAUCUGCAGGACGCACUCGUUCUUCGUGACGCAGUUCGACUCGCACAUCCUCGAGAAGUACACCCAGGACUUCGGGGUGCCCGGCACGUGGAGCGACGUCGACGAGGUCAAGUACCCGGCGGAGAAGAGGAUCACGGCGCUGUCGAUCGUCGGCGAUAGGAGCGGCUGCGCGGAGGCGGCGACCGCGCGACCGACCAUCAUCUGCGGCCUCCAGAUCCGGUGCAGGUCGAAAUACCAGUAUCCGGUGAUCGGGAGCUACGACGACCAGAACAAGAACUCGAUGGAGGUGGUGGACACGGCGACGACGUCCACGAACACCAGUUGCUUGUAUUUGGUGGUGUACGAUUUCAUGUAUAGUAAGGAGAAGGACGAAACGGAUAAGGAUAAGAAGGCGCCUGAGGUGACGACGGUGAGCGAACCGCCUCCGAAGAACGAAACGACGGACGAAAACCAGAAGAAUAGUAGCUAUCAUGUGGUGCACCCGGACGUCUUCGUCGAGCAUUUGUCGUCGAUUUAUAAGACGUUGAUUCCGGGAGAGAGCGACGAGGUGUUUUUGCCGCCUCCGAUGCUCGUGAAUAAACCCCAGCAGCACUCGGGGCCGCGUGUCCUUCCCAUCGACAUGCAGAUCUCCGAGACGGACGCCGCGCAAACCGAACCCUUCAUCAUCAACCAGGACUAUUCGUUCAUGAACGGACAACUAAGCAGUAUUCUGUCGGAGACGUUCGAGAAGAGCAUCUCCGACCACAUCACCGAGUUGAAAAACAGCAAGACUACGAAGAAGCUGAAUUAUAGUCGGGCGGUGCAGUGUGUUUCGUUGCCGGUUCAGUACAAGAACCGGUGUGACCUGGAGGUGUCCGAUAUAAUGGCGACGCAAGACGGACGGCACGUCCUCGUGGUCGUGAAGAGCUGCGCGGACGAGAAGAGCGCGUUGAUCACCUACGGGUUGGACUUUACGCAGAAGAUGGUGAAGCUCAUGGAGGAGCCAGUCUUAGUUAGAGAGUUAAACAAUAACGAGAAACCGGUGGAAGUCAACAUGCUACCGGUUAUUGACAAGCUGGGGGAUUUCGGCGAGAAGAACGGGGCUGUGGGGAACGUCGUCAUGGUGUGUGUGGACGGGGCGGUGCGAAUCGUCGAUCUAUCGAGCAUGAAGACCAUCUGCAUGGCUCAGCUAGAGAGCGAGAAAUUCGUAUCGGCGGCUUAUUGUAACAGUCUAGAACGUUUGUGCGCCUCUACGGAGCGCGGCUCUCUUCAUUUCUACGCCCUCAACGACACCGACAACGAAUCGUCCGAGGACCACGAGGACGACGAUCUCUUCGCCAUGGCUACUGACGGCGCCGUGCCCAACCCCUCGCAACCGGCGGAUUCGCUCGACGGGAGUGAGAUGACUCGGUGCUUCCACGACCCGCCCGAAAUCGUCGGUCUCGCCGACCUGAAGCGCCUCCACGCUCUGUGUCAGUUCGAGCCGCUGAAGGCGGGGUACUGCGCCGUGGUGCCGCCGUGCUGGAGCGAAAUCCAGCAGGCGCAGAGGCAGCGACGUUACCCGCAGAGUCUCAAGGCCGAUUGUGACCAGUACACUAAGACGUGGAGGCUGCAAACUGACACCACCACCUGGGACGAGCACAUCUUCGAGAUAACGUUGCCGAGUCCGAUGGCGCUGGGUCACGUGGACGUGCACUUCAGUCUCCAGUCGUCGACGGUGUCGCCGCACGUGGAGGUGACGCUGCUGCGACAAAACACCAGCGGGAUCGGGCACAAGAAGGACGUGAAGUUCGCCGUGGACGAGACCAUCACCAUAGACAUGUUGCAGCAGUGGGCCGACAACCCUGUGAUCAGUCAAGAGUACUUGAGGGCGCACAACGCGGAUAUUUUAGCGGGGCCGGUGAACAUAGCGACUUGUUUGGACUUGUCGGAGCAGUGCGGCGUGGUCACGUUGACGAGCCCCAAGUUGUUCAAGUCGAGGAACAGGACUUUGCUUUUGCACAUCCGCGCGGUUUAUUCGAAGGAGGAGGCGAACAAUAAAGCGGGUUCGAAGGGGAAACGGGCCGAGAGCAAGGAGAAGUCGGGUCAGUGCGCCUCCCACAAGAACGAGUUUUACAUGGGUUGUGAUUGCAUUCACGAGUUGAGUGUUACGGUGUACAGUUCCAAGCACACGGAGGUUCCUCACGAACGGACUCAGAGGAACCUCAUGUUGGAGUCGAACGCGUUCGUGCAGAGUUUGUUGUUGACGGCGAUGAACAAUUCAUCGAACGAGGUGGUGACGUUGUCGUUGGACGUGCUGAAUUGGAUCGCCUCGAUUCGGCUGAUACGGAACAGGAGCAACAACGGCGAGGUGCCGAACCAGCAGAUGGAGUUCCUCUAUGUCAUCGAGUACAACCUGGCGAAGUUGCUGCAGCAGUGUUUGCUCCUAGGUGAGAGAAGCGUGGCGCACAAGUGCAUGAAGCUGGUGGAAGUCUGCUGCAACGGCGCUAAAAACAUGAACGAAUCCAGCCGCUCCCGCUUCGAAUUCAACAUCCUCAAGGCGCUUCUUUCGCUUCUGAAUACUAUAACCGAGGUGCGCUCUCCCGGCGGCCUUCAGUGGAUAUUCGCCCUCCUCCUCAAAGUCACGUCGAAGAACGCCCACUACGUCGCCACCAAGUGCGUCACUCUCUUAAACAAAAUGUCCGAGGAGCUGGAGAGCCGGACUAACCCGUACCAUUUGCUGCUUCGCAGUCGGUACGGCCUCUACGGUACGCCCCUCGAGCUCGAGCUCUUCGACAUAGAGCCACCUCCGUACGCCAAGAGCAGCAGCACUUACGUGACGUACGCGUCCGCGGUGGCCGGCGACAACGCCAACCAAGGCGCCGACUUCUUCGACACGUACUCGUUCAACAAAGAGAGCAUUAACCCCAAGGACGUGCUGUCCGGCACCGAGACCAAGCUGAAGUGGCGCAACCUCGCGCCCCCCAAGAUCUAUAGAGGCUUGAUCGAGACCGAGUGCCUUCACUUCACUUGCGUCUCGGCGAGCGAAGGGACGCGGCUCGAGAGAGCCGACGCCUCCAACAGCAUAGUCAUAAACGAGAUUCCGUUCUCGAUGACGCCGUUCCACGGACAAGGUUCGUUCAACAAGCUGGACGCCAACACGAUUAAACAAUUGGCUGAUAUCAUUACAGAAGACUCGUCGGUCGCGUCGAAAGAGUUCAAGUCGAGCGCGAACUCGCAAGCGACCACGUCGGGGGCGGUGAAUUGGGAGGAUAACGAUUAUCAGGUGUUCAUCGGGGGGCUGCCGGUGGACGUGGGGAACCAUUUGUUGAAGAAGCUGGACUCGAUGUACCAGGAUCUGAAGACGAUGGAGAACAAGAACAGCGCGAUGAAGAACAUCUGGCAGCCGGAGAGUCUGCUGUCGUCUCCCAGCAGUAACAGUUUGCCCUGGCAACACUUAUUAGUAACGCCACCACAACAAGUUAUAGUUGUAGAGAGAAUGCACUCGGGAGCGCGGAGGUUCGUCACGCUGGACUUCGGUCAGCCGGUGCUGCUGACGGACAUACUGCUGCCGGCGUGCAACGACCUGGUGUCGGUGAGCAUCGACAUCUGGCUGAAGAGCGAGGACGUGGACGGGACGCGGCUGGUGGUGGCGUCGGACAUCGGCUCGAGGAACCUGGUGCUGAACGACCUCCAGCCGCCGCCGCUGUGCCGAUACAUGAAGAUUACUACGGUUGGUCGGUACGGGAUGACCACAGCCCGCUGCCGAAUCCCCACCGGGUAUUUCUACGGACACGUGGUGGUCCUCCCCGAGGAGGUCCCCCCAGACUUGGCGCAAAGCGCCACCAGCUUGGCCUGUACGGACCUGGAGAAACAGCUCACCAUCUUGUCUAAACUCUUCGAGGACAUCAGCUGCAGGUACAGUUUGGCGUGUUCCAAACUCAAAGAAUUGUUGAGGCCUUUCUUGGUCGCCGACAUGAAGAACGCGUCACACUUGGCCACUUACAUGAACAUAAUGAGAGACAAAGUGCUCAACACCAGCAACCCUGAACAUAGUAAAAUCUUCAGUGCCUAUCAAGAGUCUAUAACGUAUCAGCGUCAAUUAAAUACAGUUAGGAACGUGAUGAACCGCCUGGAAAGUAGUAUUAAUAAAGCACCAGUGGUGCAGAAGACUGGUAAAGAUAUCCCGAAUACGUCGACUGAUAAGUUGAGGGCCAUCGCCGAAGGUUUACUCGAGGUGCUUUUGACAAUCGACACCACCAUUGACGUAGAUCCCGUUACUUGUCGCAAACUCUUCCAAGGGUUGUGCGUGUCGCAAGCUUCACGUUUGCAACUACUAGCGGCAAUCUUCUUAGACAAAUCCUGUCGGACGAAAAACUACUGGGGCAACUUCCUCGCCGAUACCUUGACGGAGAUGUUCGCCACAUCCAACACCGUGAAAUUCCCCCAAGAUCGCGUGUUCAUCCUCCUGGCGUACUUGAGCCGAAGGAGUCCCGAACGAAGCGCGAUCAUCGACGCCGGUCUCAGAGUGGUCUCGCAAACUCUGAGCCCUCUCACCGACAAUCGCCAGAAUUUACUAGCGGUUUCCGUGGACUUGCCUCUCUUAUCGUGGCUGCUGAUGUACCUCUCGCUCCAACUCGACUUAAGUAAAGGUAGCCUCCAAUCCGCCACCAGGUGGGACUGGGUGUUCGGAGAAAUCGUCGGUAAGGCGAACGCCGAAAACUCGAAAAUCAACAGUCGCAAGAAAUGCUACAAACGGAUGAACAAACAACAAAUCGAGAACCUGGACGCCGCCCAGAAACUCGUACAAUCGUCCGCUCAGGUACAGGCGCUGUCCACCCUGUCCAAUCACGCCGCGUGUCUGACGUCGAAACUCGACGCCGCCUUGAAAACGCAGCAGUUUUUGAUGAAGAAGGUCAAGUAUAAAUUUAUGGAUAUGAAAAACGCGACUACGGAGGGUCCCCUAGCUGCUAAGAAGCUGAAGGAGACGACGUCCGCCGAACCCCCGGUGGAGAAACCCACCGAGAAGAAGAUGCCGCAACAUAUCGACGUCACGCACUGCUUGGCCGUGGCCAAGGGGUUGCUGACGCUGGUGCUGUCCAUGGACCACUCGAGCAGCGCCGACAUGUUGCUGCUCUCCUUCAAGGUGAUGGCGCGCCUCGUCAGCAUGGCCAAGAUCAAACUAGGCCAACUCAUGAACCAAGAGCAGCUCCUCAACCUCAUCAGGUUCUGUCUAGCGUCGAAAAUCCCGUGGGCCCCUCACGCCCUCGCUUGCCUCCUCCAAGACAUAAUGGAAAACGAAACCGAAAUCGAAAACGGCGCCUCCACCAGCUGGGCAAGCAACGACUUUCUCUCGGACGUGGCAAACCUGUGCGAAUUCACCGACGACGAGACCUUCGUCCCCGAACCGGUGAUCCCCCUCACCAUGAAAACGAACAACCAACUACCAUCCGUGUACGAGUCCGACGACUCCGACCUCGAGGAGAUCGUCGACGGCUUUCUAGACAAGGAAUCGACCACUUCGUCGAAGAAGACACCCAAACCCACCAGUCACACUCACACCACGAAUUCAGUCGCGCUAGAUUCGCGUCUCGAUCUCAGCGUGGACGCCUCCGCCGAGAUUUCACUACGUAAACUCAUCAACAAGAACACUCAAGGGUUGCUGCAGAACGUGAACGCGCCCAUCCUCACCGAAGAGAGCGAGGACGCGCUGACGCCGUGGCCGACUGUGAUAAUGCCCUUCCAACCGGAGUCGCUCCUAGGAAACACGUCGAUGUUAACACAAUGCUUUGAUUCGCUCUUCGAGAAUCUCCAGCUGCAGGACUCGUCGAACAUCGAGCACAUUUUGCAGUUGUGGCUGACCUUGAAUUGUCCGUACAAAGACGAUAAGUUUGACCCGUCUGCGGUGCCGCAGAUCGUCCUCAAGGAGAACGCGGUGAAGUCGCUCAUCUCCGCCAUCGCGUGGGCCCCGGGGUUGUCCCUCAUCACCUGGUGCGUCGCCUUGCAGACUCUCACUCUGGUUUGCAACAGUAACAACUCGUCGGAGUCCAACUUGUACUGGUCCGACUCCCACGGGAUGGCGUCGUGCAUCGUGAACCACCCGGAUUUCGUGCAAGUCUUCAUGCGCUUGUUGUCGGGGACGGGACUCACCUUCAUCGACAAGGUUUUGGCGGGUCCGUCGCUUUGUAGAGCUCUGAACGACUUCCUCGAUCGUCUGUUGAUGAGGUGCUACGUGGAGAACCCGAGGAGCAAAACCGGGAAGCUCUUGAAGACGUUGUUGUUGAAGAUCGUGCAUCAGCUGGUGCAGCCGGUGGGACCGAUCGCUCUACGACAAGGACCCUUGGACGUGCAGUGUAAACUGUUGAAGUCGAUGUUGGACGUGGACUACUCGAACGCGGACAUGACCAUCGCCAUGAGUAUUUUCGAGAGUACGGGAGUCCUGGUGCAUUCGUAUUUCGUCAACGUGGAUAAAAUCAAGUGUAUUAAUAUCGGGGAGAAGCACAACGUGGUCACGACGACGUUCAACGAGAUCUUCGCCUGCGUAAUGGGGUCGGAUCCGAUCAAAAUGGACCUGCAGGUCUCCACCGACGUGCUGUUUUUGCGCUUGCUCAAGUUUCUAGGGAAACUAGUACAAACGCAAUUCCGGCAAGGAAAUGACCAACCCGAAGCCAUGGACGUGGAGCCGCUGGCUUCAUCGCAGACCGACGAAAGCAAAGCCGAGCAAAUCCACCAGGACACGAUGCGCAACCGCGGCGAGAACUUCGCCGACGUGGUUCUCCAGCACCAGCCUAGCGUCAUUCGUUUGUGUCAGUCCCUAGCGGCCUGCAAAUCUUCGUCGUUGUGCAUGUUGGCCAACGUCUCGCAGAAGGCGGCGUUUUCGAACUUGAGCGAACCGAGCAACGUCGGAGACGCCGUUUUCCACGUGUUGGCCCUCCUGGCCAAGAGGACGUCCGACAAGAAGUUGAUGUUGCCGCCUCUGCUGCAGUUCUUGUCGCAUGCGCCACAAUUGAGCGAACCUCUGUUGUGGUUCAUUCUUCAGGUCUUGAACACCGAGGAUGCCAUCAGGAAUUUUUUGACGGCUGGCGGAAUCGAGAUCGUGGGGCGCAGCUUCGUCACGAGCAGCAACACGCCGAACACGAUCUCCAAAUCGGGGACUAUUUCCAUAGUCAUGCAGCACUUCAGCGGGAUCAACCCCACUUCGGAUGCCAACACGGCGAUUGCGUCGGCGUCGGCGUCGAGGAAACUGCAGCAGGCUACUAUUGAGAAUAAGCUGUCGUUGGUUAAUUUUGCGCCGUGUUGUACCAUCAGUUGCCCUUCUGGGACGGCGCAGCCUGCUGAAGUCCUCAUCCAGGGAACGGCGGCCACCCACCGCCGCGCCCGCACCCCUCAAUGGAGCUACCACUUCUACCCCGACGAAGCCCACACCGAGCUCACUCUGCAGCUCCCGAGCGCUAUUCUCCUGCGCGAGGUGCACCUGCAGCCACAUUUAAGCGCUCUGGCGACGUGUCCGUCGGCGGUGGCGUUGGAGGUGUCCGCCAACGGUCCCUCUCGUCUCGUCCCCGUGUGUCCGCCACUUCCCACUAGCGGGAUGGUCUUCAUCAGACUCCACCUCCCCGUCCCCGAGGUGGUCAACUGCGUCCUGAUUCGUUUGUACAGACCCAGAGACGCCAAUAAUAUCGGUUUGUCGCAGAUCCGUCUCCUGGGGAAUCUAGCUUUCGGGGGGAACACCAAUCAGAACUUGUCGGACCCGGUGGAGGACGAAUCGCACUGCCGCCAUAGCUUGGGUUGGUUGCGACUCCUCCACCACUGUUUUACAUUGCCGAUCGAGCAGGACCUGUCGAAACAAGUGAUAGCGUGCGCGUCUGCCGUUCCUAGAUUGUUGAGUGCUUGUUGCGAGUUGUUGUUGGUGCCGUCGCACGUGCUUCCUAUUUAUUUGCCCUGUUUGGAGAAGGUUUUGCGCGAGUUGAGUUUACACAGUCUGGAGAACGGUAACACGGCGAUUAAGAUCCUCUUGAAUAGUAGAUCGAGCAUCAUCGAGCCUUUGAAUUUCGCGGAUAACGCGUGGCAGGACAGGUUGCUGAUCAACGCCACGGGAUAUCAGUCAGCGUGCGAGCUUCUGUACCAGAUUUGCGAGCACCAGGACACGGACACCUUCUACAGGGUGAGGAUGAUGUUGGAGUGGUUGCAGAGCGUGGCGUUCGAGGCCAUGCAGACGGGGAAGACGCAGUGCUGCAACCCCGCGUACAUAUCGAGCAUAGCGUCAAUCCUAUGGUCGGCCAAUCAAGCCCGCGUCACCUACGACCUCUCCUCCAUGAUUACGUUGGACCUCUUCGACACGAUCUACAACCUCAAGACCUGCGUGGAGAACAACAUCGCGCUCAAAUACUCCCUCGAUUCUUUGUUGUGCAGUUUGUGCUACAUCCGCCCCGAACUCUUCCCCGUUCUCCUGCAGCGCAUCGGCGUGUUGGUUCCGAACUUGUCCACCGACCACGGUGCUUCGAUUUCCGACGACCGGAAAGACUCGGAAAGCAUGACGGACGACAACAAGCAGACGUUCGAGUUGGACUCGGAGUGGUACGGCCACCUCGUCAUGGGCGAACUGUCCAAGUUGAGCUUGUCGAACGAACAGCUGGAGACGGUGGCGCUGGUGAGCCGGUCGCCGUCCGCCAUCCAACAACUCCUGGACUCCGGGUUGCCGAAGAUGCUAAACAGUGCCAUAUUCGAAUUCUGUACGUCGAACGAAGACAACUCCGUUCCGAUGGCGAAACUCGAGAACGUCACCGCUAUUUUGAAGUUCUUCACGGACGUGAGUGACGAGAAGACGAUGCGGGAUUGGUUAGGGUCGUCGGACGGGUCGUCCUUCUGGCUCGAAUUGCUCAAUUGGCUGUGUAAGAAACCCUUCAUGAAGAAGUCGAAUCUUCAGUCGGAAGCGCACGCGCAGUUGGAGGAGGUUUGCGUCAAGUUUCUGUCCAAGUGUUGCCUCUGCCACCCCCAGAACCAAGCUCGCCUGGCCACCGUCCUCUGCAAAGUCAUAGAUCUGCAAAGCAACGGAAUCUCGGGCUUCAUGCGUCGCCUCACCCUCCAGCUGCUCCUAGAAAACGAAAAAAUCCCCGUCAGUAUUAAAGCGGACGAGACCCUCUACAAGAGCGUCAAGCUGACGCAAGCCUACCUCCCGGUGCACCCCGCCUUCAAGCAAACCUACAACCGCGCCCUCCUCUACUUGAGCACCAACACCACCCUCGCCGACAUCCUCGAGCAACACAUCUACUUCAACACCACCUACAAGAUGGAAAGCAACAACUCGACGAAGCGCUCCCUGCUCAGCAAGAAGGACCUCUUCAAGGGUUGGUUCCCGGAGGACUCGGACCUGAGCAUGGCCGCGGGUGUUACAGCCAAAGAUAAACGUGCCAAAGAUGCCAAAAACCAGGCCGUGUCGACGCCGCAGUCCAAGAAGAAGCGGUACACGGCGACGGAGAACCUCAACGGCGGCGACGUCAUCGGGGGGCGGCUGAUCAAGUGCGAGUCGUACUCGGACCAGCCGCUGCCGCUCAGUCUCAACCUGGGGCAGCUGCUGCGGCUGAUCGAGACCAAGGGGACGACGCCGGACUGGCCGUGCGUGCACCUGGUGGUGUGCCAGAACAAAAAUGGUGAUAAAAAGAGCGAGAGUAGCGACGUAGAUUCUAGCGUGUACCAACAACAACCCUUCAGUAGUGCCUUACAAGUGUUCAGUUCGAUGGGCGGGUUGGCGCUACUGGCGCGGCAUCUGCCGACCGUCUAUCCGGAGGCGGUCAGGCCGCCUCCGAAGGAGAAGACAACGUCCGAGCAGUCGGAUUCCGAGUGGAUCAAAGUCGAGGAUUGCGACGACAUCUACGAAGACGUCGAAGAAACAGUCGGGACCAGUUCACCUUCAAAGUCAUCCGGACUCAUUUCAAAUGUUCCAGCUCAUUCUCUCACUGCCUUUGGGCUUUUCUUAAGACUGCCGGGUUACGCCGAGGUCCUUCUCAAGGAUAUGAAGAAAGCUCUCUGCCUCCUGCGAUUAGUUUUAGGUGUCACUGACGACGGCGAAGGUGGCGACAUCUUCCAGUCACCCAUCGCCGAUUCUCUACCCACAUUGCCUUUCGAAGUCCUGCGCAAGCUCUACGACGCCACGCCCCUGAGCACCGACGACGGUCGACUCCUCAGACGCAUCAGUAUUAACACCGGCGUCGUCCACCUGCUCUUGGCCUGUCUGGGGAUUUUCACGCACCAGACGCAGAACAACAACGACAAGGACGGCCAGAAGGACUCGAAGAGCAAAGAGGAGCGUUCGCAGCUGUAUUGGGCGAAAGGGACCGGUUUCGGAACCGGAUCGACCCAACAAAGCUGGAACGUGGAGCAGGCGUUGCUCAAGCAAAGGAGCGAAGAGGAACACGUCACCGUUCUCCUGCAGGUCUUAGCUAGUUACGUUAGCCCCAACGGAGAGGCCGUCGACGAACUGAUGGAGGACGUGUUGCCGCCGUCUUUCCACGACCUUUUAGCGAAUAGCUCGCUGCUGCCGGCGCUCAGCUCGUAUUUGAGGAACGAUUCAGUUUUGGAUAUGGCUAGGCACAUCCCCUUGUACAGAGCGGCACUGCAGCUGCUGCGAGCCCUAGCAACGAGUUCGCAGCUAGUGGACUUGUUGCUACCGCAAAAGUCGCGGAUUAACGAACCCUCAAUUAGUUCCUUGUUGAAGAACAUGAAGACUUGUGUAGACACUUACGCCUCUAAAUUAAGACUUAACACAAAAACUAACGCUAAAUUCAAAACGAAACUCCGGGAACAACUAGAAGAACUCGAACAAGGCGAAGGCUUGGCGACUUUAAUGCCCGAUAUCCAGGACACGGCCAAUUUGGUGUCUAAAGUAACGAGCGGCCUCAUAGAUUCGGACCAAGACAGCGAAGGUGACACGCCUAUGGAUCGACUAAGCGCCGCCUCUUUGGAGGAGAAGUAUCUGAAAAUCAUGAAGGGCUUACAGUUUGGUUCCUACGAGAUGAUCUCCGAGCUCCCCGAAGGCGGCCUCAAGUUCGUCGUCUCGCACCACUUCGAGAGCAACGCCAAGUCCACCGGCGAGCAGUCGCACCCGGCCCGAGUCAAGCGCAUCGCCCAGGAAGCCGUGACGCUCUCCACCAGCUUGCCCUUGAGCUACAGCAGCUCGGUGUUCGUGCGUUACGACACCUCCCGCCUCGACGUGAUGAAGGUGCUCAUCACCGGCCCGGCCGACACCCCCUACGCCAACGGCUGCUUCGAGCUGGACGUCUUCUUCCCGCCCGACUACCCCCUGUCUCCUAUGAUGAUCAACCUGGAGACCACCGGCCACCACACCAUCCGCUUCAACCCGAACCUGUACAACGACGGCAAAGUCUGCCUGUCGGUGCUCAACACGUGGCACGGGCGGCCCGAGGAGAAGUGGAACGCGCAGACGUCGAGCUUCCUCCAGGUGCUGGUGUCGAUCCAGAGUCUCAUUUUGGUGCCGGAGCCCUACUUCAACGAGCCGGGGUACGAGCGCUCGCGAGGCACGCCGGCGGGCACGCAGAGCUCGCGGGAGUACAACGCGAACAUCUGCCAAGCCACGGUGCGGUGGGCCAUGCUGGAGCAGAUCUUGAACCCGUGUCUGUGCUUCAAGGAGAUCAUCCACACGCACUUUUACCUGAAGCGGAACGAGAUCAUCGCGCAGGUGGAAGGGUGGCUCAAGGACCUGGAGAGCGACAUCACGGAGAAGAGGAUAUCGAGGAGCGCGAACAAGCGCUCGCCGUCGGCGAACAUCGACAGCUUCAAGAAGAUCUUCCAGCAGCUGAAGGAGCAGCUGAUGAAGCUGAAACCGCCGGAGGGCGUGGCGGAGGAGGAGACGCCCACGAAGAUGGACAGCACGAGCAACGGGGUGGACGAGCACCAGGAGAUCGACGCGGAUAUCGACAUGGAGAAGAUGGUCAAAGAGAUGUGCGAGUUCGACGCGACAUAGAGCUGUUUGCAUUUAAUUUGUUUUUUUACCAAAAUUAGACAAUACAUUUUUACAAAUUCCCAAGUAUUUCGGUAUUCUAUUAAAUCUGAGUUUGUAUUAUAAUUUAAUGUAAAGAACUGCAUGACUGAUGAGGGAGACGUGGUUACCAGUUUCUUGUGUCAUAAGUGAUUUUUUACAGUGAUCAUGUGUAAAAAUUUAUUUUGUAUUAUGUAAAUUUCUUUCAGUUAAAUUUACUGUUAAGACACAAAUGUGAUUUAAGAAUGAAUAAAGUAAUUUUGUUUU